Dentiscutata heterogama is the source of this 278-nucleotide messenger RNA. NCBI's taxonomy places the organism in Eukaryota, Fungi, Glomeromycota, Glomeromycetes, Diversisporales, Gigasporaceae. The record is from the annotation of a GenBank genome assembly.
AUGAAGAGUUAGUGUGGCAUAAUUUUGAAUUUUCAGGAAAUAGAUUAUGUAAACUUUGGAAUAGAGAUGAUAUAUAUGGUAAACCCAUAACAGUACACUAUGUCGAUCAAAUUAGUCAACCAUUUGGUAAUAUUCAAGUUGAUAAGAUAUCACUAGCUGCUGCCUCAUCAAACUUUAGAGUUGCUAAAAAUAUAGUUGACUGUAAUUUGUCAGAUGAUGAGAUUUUGAAUUUGCGUGAUAUACAAUCUGAUAAUGGAAUGGGAAUUAAUAGAUGUUAG